Molecule: messenger RNA, 1418 nt
Organism: Abrus precatorius (Indian licorice)
Lineage: Eukaryota; Viridiplantae; Streptophyta; Magnoliopsida; Fabales; Fabaceae
Exons: 2
Coding region: 115-1323 (402 amino acids)
Source: RefSeq, a predicted model, not a curated record
ACACCUCAUUCUCUUUCUCUACUUUUCAACCAUUACAGUGACCAAACUCUUCUCGUCAUUACAACUUUCUACCUCCUUCAGCAGCAGUUUCAGUUGCAGAUUGGAAUCUCUAUCAUGGCAAAACUAGAAAAACCAAAACAUGGGUGUUUCUCUAGUUUCUUACGUGUGUUUCUUUGUGCUGGAAAUGCAACUAGUCCUCCAGUGCAUCCAUCAGAUCAUGUCACUGAAUCAGAUGAAAAAAAACAAAAGGUGCAUCAUUCUAACAAAGAAACACUGGUUGGUGAUGAUGGAGCUACUCCUGGAGUAGUGGCAAGGUUAAUGGGGUUAGAUUCAUUGCCAAAGUCCAAAUGGGUUGUGAAUGGAACCACCCCAGAUUGUGUUCCCAGAAGCAGGUCAGUGAAUUUUGUGGAUUACAUGCUUGAGUUUGAUUUAGGCCAUGCAGAGCAUCGUAGAGUGAAGACCUCAGCAUCAUUCAGAGAAGUUCCUGGUUUGGUUCAGAGGCCAAAAAAAUGUGAUAAUUUUGUGCUUUACAUGGAUGGUAAAGUGUGUGAAGACCAGGAAGAUGGACCUGAGUUGAAGAAAUUGGAAAUGGGUUUGGGAGAUUUGAGGCUAAGGAAGAGGCAUAGGAGUAGGAACAAGGAGAUUGUGAGUGCGAAGAAGGAGAGGAAUCAAGGGAAGAACAAGAAAAUUUCCAAGUUGAAGAAUGAACCAAGAAGGGUCCCUUCUUCUAAGCAUAGCUCAAAGGGUCUAAAUCUUGGUGAAUCCUCACGCUCCUCCAAGAGUUGUAGUUAUAGAUGUAGUGGUGCUACUUCAAGCUCAAGGUUAAAAGUGAAUUCUUUGCAAAAUAAGCAAAAGAAAGGGUUUGUUGAGCCAAAAAUGAGAAAGAACGUGAGAACCCAGCAGCCACUAUUGACGAUAGAGAGUGAAUACGGCUUGGAAAAUCACAGCCCAGUUUCAGUUCUUGAUAGCAAUGUCUAUGCUUUCCUUUGUGGGACUGAUUCUCUAGAUGGCACGAGUCCCAUAGCUUCAAAAUCGAAGUGGGAAUCUUCAUCACUGUUGUCCUUGAGUGAUGGUGUUGAAGAGAGAGCAAGUACAAAUAAUGGUUAUGCCUGCACUGAUGCCAACAAGGAAGCAGAGUAUUACUCAGAACUAAUGCUAAAGCUUAGUACUUUGACAAAACAGGAUAUAGGAGAGUUAGAUUGCACGUUAAAACGUAUAUGUGGGAGUGAAAGCUUUGAGGAAAUUUGUUUGGUGUUUGAGCAUAAAAUUUUCGACCUUUUAUUGUAUGAGGUCGUCAAUGAAGUUUUACAAGUUUAUUGUUGAGAAUUUUCUCAUCUUUGUGUGUGUGUGUAGUAUAAAUAGACAAUCAGACAUAGGCUAUUGUGUGAUGAUUUUGAAAAUGAAAGCUUCUGUUUUCU